CACCAUCUGGGCGACGAUUCAAAGGUAUUCCUUCAGCAUGACGGACGAACAGGAAAUCAUGUGCAAGUUAGAAAACAUCCUGGAAGUACGGAACAAAACAAUCCAAAUGCAAAAGAUCAAGUCUCGUCUGAAGAUCGAGUUUGAGGCUUUGGAGUCUGAGGAGAAGCAUCUGAAGGAGUACAAGCAAGAGAUGGAUCUCCUCCUGCAGGAGAAGAUGGCACAUGUCGAAGAGCUCCGCCUCAUCCAUGCAGAUAUCAAUGUGAUGGAAAGCACAAUCAAGCAGUCUGAAAAUGACCUGAACAAGCUGCUCGAAACAACCCGCCGCCUGCAUGACGAGUACAAGCCUCUGAAGGAGCACGUUGAUGCUCUGAGGAUGACUUUGGGACUGCACAGACUCCCUCACCUCAAUGAAGAAGAGGAGAAACUUUCCUUGGAUUACUUUGAGAAACAAAAGGCGGAGUGGCAAAAGGAGCCCCAUGAACCGGCCAUCCCAGAAUCCCUUGCUGCCGCGGCGGCAGCGGCACAGCAACUUCAGGUGUCCCGCAAACAAGACGCCCGCCAGACUGCCACCUUCAGGCAACAACCACCGCCCAUGAAGGCUUGCCUGUCGUGCCACCAGCAGAUUCACCGCAACGCUCCCAUCUGUCCCCUCUGCAAGGCCAAAAGCCGCUCACGCAACCCGAAGAAGCCCAAGAGGAAGCCGGACGAGUAGAGUCUUCGCUCUCUUUACCGCAAACUGGCCCGGCGUGCUGAUCCUGAAUCAAUCAUACGCACAAAAAUGAAAGAUCUACGCAUUUGGAAGACUCCCGUACACUUUGACUAUAUGUAUUACUCGUACUGUACUUAUUAGAUAUCGGUCUACCGUUGAGCCAGGGUUGGGUUGUAUCUACAGUACGUUGUGUAUUCCUCCUAUCUGUGCUUUUUGCUGUUUUAAUAUGUAACUGUUUGGCUUCCUCAUUUGAUUUAUUAUCCCUCAUUUGUGUUCUUGCAAUAACAAAGGUCAUUUGUAUUCAUCAUGAUUAUUGCCUCACAGGUGUCAAACCCAAGGCCCGGGGGCCAGAUCCGGCCCGCCACAUAAUUUUAUGUGGCCCGCGAAGCCAAAAUCUACAGCGUCAAUUUCCAUGAUUCUUGUCAAAAUCGGGACCAAAAUUUCAAAUUGUGUGUCAUAAAUGGUAAAGUUGAGAUCUUACAAGAAUUUUUGUGAUACCAAACGUGAAUAGUUGAAAAAAAAAACACCAUUACACUUGGUUUCUUAUUCCAAAACUAGUUCAUAAAUUGAUGAUGUAAAUAUGAGAUGAUUCAAUAUUUUUAUUUCACAGUCGUAACAGCCCUCUGAGAGAAACCAGAACUACAAUGUGGCCCGUGAGAAAAAUGAGUUUGACACCCCUGCCUUAGAUAAUGUACUGUAAUUUUGUUUUGUUUUUUCAAUUCACUGCAUGCAUGCUUCUGUGGUUGUCAAUUGUAAUCAGUGCCAAAAAAAAAAAAAUACAAUAGGUUUCAUGGCUACAUUAAAUUAAAUAGUGUUGUUUUAAUGUUUUUAAUGUGACCACCAACCCACAUGGGGGGGACAGCCAGACUGACUUGCUUUAAAUUGUGUUGUAAGUUUUAAUACAAUGAUAUGGAAAUAAAUGUCUUUUGUACUAAAAUGUACA
Syngnathoides biaculeatus (alligator pipefish) is the source of this 1652-nucleotide messenger RNA. RefSeq names its product zinc finger, C4H2 domain containing (gene zc4h2). Lineage: Eukaryota; Metazoa; Chordata; Actinopteri; Syngnathiformes; Syngnathidae. The coding region runs from base 38 to 712 and encodes 224 amino acids. Gene Ontology annotation, cellular component: nucleus. Gene Ontology annotation, biological process: positive regulation of neuron differentiation. The transcript has 5 exons. The record is from RefSeq and is a predicted model, not a curated record.